Messenger RNA from Synchiropus splendidus (mandarinfish), 960 nucleotides. It is a transcript of the gene sdhaf2, whose product is annotated as succinate dehydrogenase complex assembly factor 2. Bases 121 to 609 code for a protein of 162 amino acids. The record is from RefSeq and is a predicted model, not a curated record. Gene Ontology annotation, biological process: protein-FAD linkage; mitochondrial respiratory chain complex II assembly; tricarboxylic acid cycle. Gene Ontology annotation, cellular component: mitochondrion. Lineage: Eukaryota; Metazoa; Chordata; Actinopteri; Syngnathiformes; Callionymidae. The transcript is spliced from 4 exons.
CACAUCACUUCCGGUGUGACGUCAUAACAGCUUGUGUAAGUUAGGACUGUGUCUUCUAUAAGAUUUGACUUCCCGGCGCUCGGCGACCUGCACAAGGGUCAGGAUCACAGAAGACUGAAGAUGCUUUCGUCUAUGAUCGCAAAAAGAGUCGUGGCUGGGGUCUGCCAGGCAGCGUGGAGGCCGACGGUGAGGGGAGUGGUGCCGUCUCGUUGCUACCGUGGCGACUCACCCGAUGACACAAAGGGCGAUUUAAUUGAGAUUCCUCUUCCUCCAUGGGAAGAAAGGGCUGGUGAGCCACUUGACAUCAAAAGACGCCGCCUGCUCUAUGAAAGUCGCAAGAGGGGGAUGUUGGAGAACUGCAUCUUACUCAGCCUUUUUGCGAAGAGGUACCUGAACACGAUGAGUGCAGCUCAGCUGAAGCAGUACGACAGACUCAUCAAUGAACCAAGCAAUGACUGGGACAUUUACUACUGGGCAACAGAGGCCCAGCCCACUCCAGAGGUCUACCAGGGGGAGGUGAUGGAAAUGUUGAAAGAAUUCACAAAGAACCGUAACCAGGAACAGAGACUGGACGCGCCCAGCUUGGAGUAUUUGGAGAAGGAAAUGUGAUCAGCCCAGGUGGCUCUCUGGAAGGGUCACAUCAGAGAGAAAGACUCAUGACUGCAAUGGGCAAAAGACAACCAUGUUGUUUGCUGUGCCUGUAGAAUUCAAAUCCCUGUCUUCUUAAAUUAAAAAUCAUGGAAAUAGAGGAGUUAUAUAAUGAUACACUGUGAACAGGUGCUUCUCAAUAUGCCUCUUGUGACUAGACAAACGGUAAUUAACUAGUAAAUACUUGUUUUUUUCUGAUGCAGGAAUGUACAUUUUAAUAUCAUCAUUCAGUGUGAUAUAUCUUAGCUGCGACUUUGGUGUGCCGUGGAAGAUGUGGCUCUUGUUUAUUAAAUAUGUAUCGUUUGGCGCUUG